CACGUGACUGCGUGCCACAUUUAGAGUUUUGCCUGCCGCCUUCUGGCCGUUCAUUUCCCACGUAUCACUUUUAUAUUCAAGCCGCGUGGACGAACCGUAUUCAAAGGUCGGGCAGUGGUGCAUUGGAAGAGAAUGUUCACCACUCCCUGAGCAUCUCGGUAUAUCCAACUAAUUGCGGCCAUGUGGGCGCGCCAUUCGCGUUCGCUGCUACGCGCCGUGUCGCCCCGCAAGGCUCGAUCCUCGCGAAGCCUUAAUGGCCAGGCUCAGAUACCACACACAACUUACUUCAACCCACCCCCCAAACCGCCUCGGAGAGUGUGGAGGUCGCUGCUACUGGGCACCACGCUUGUCGCCGCCGGUGCCUAUACCCAUGCUUGGCUCUUUGACCUACCCCUCCUUCCAGAAGACUUCCUAGGGGAAGGUCUGGGAGAGGAUGCUGCCGAGGACGAACUCAUGGAGGCCAUGAACAACCCGGUCGUCGGCAAGGAAAUGCUCUUUGCAUUGACGAAUAAAAUCGCAGCCGAGUCGGUCCUGCCCGUAGACCUGCCGACUGCGGAAGUCUUUCUGAAUGAGAUGGCCGGCUGUGCCUUCUCUCCUCGAGCAGUAGCGCAUAUCUGCCAACUGCCAUCGAAUCUGCCAUGCGAAGACAAAGUCGCAUCGAGCCUCUUCGCCGUCGGCCCAGACCCACUGGCCUCCUGGCCAACCUGGUCGAUUCUGGACGGUCAUGCCGGGCCUCGCACUGCGAAUUUCCUCGAUCGUCACCUAUCAGAUGCUGUGGCCGCCGAACUCGUGAAUCGAAAUUGCUUGGGACGGCCAUCUACCCCCAAUGAUCCCUCUGUCUUCGAGGCAAUCAAAGCCGCCUUUCUGUGGCUCGAUGAUCAGCUUAUCACCGUAGCUCAACAGCCCCCCUUCUCUGCAUGCAGCUGGACGGAGAAAAUUGCUGCACUGGCUCCGGCUCAGUCUGGAUCUUGCGCACUCAUGGCUGUGUUCGAUCCGGCAACGUCGUUGCUACGUGUUGCAAACGUCGGUGACUCCCGGGCUGUCCUCGGCCGAUGGGAUGCCCAAGCUGGAAAGUACGUAGCACUGCCUAUGUCUCAUGAUCACACGGGAUUCAAUCCGGGCGAAGUGGAACGACUGAAUCGCGAGCACCCGGGCGAGAAUCCGAUCGACCCGAAGACGGGCAGAGUCCAUGGAAUCGCAGUGAGCCGCGCGUUUGGUGACGGGCGAUGGAAGUGGUCGCAGAAGUUCACGGAAUACAUACACAGCCACUUCUGGGGAUUGUCCCCGCGACCCGAAGGCAUGAUCCAGACACCGCCGUAUCUCACCGCCGAGCCGGAAAUCAUCGAACAGCAAGUGCAGUAUGGAGAGCACUCCGACUUCUUGAUCAUGGCCAGCGAUGGGCUGUGGGAUGUCAUGUCGUCGGAGGAUGCGGUUGUUUGCGUCGAAGAAUGGCUAAAGAAGUUCAAACCGAGCGAUCCCAUGGAUCGCAUGAUCAAGAGCUGGACAUCCGUGGAGCAGUCCGGAAGGCCCGAGAUGGAAGAAGAUUUCCCCGAUUUCGCCGCUGCACAUUCCGACGACCUGGACACGUACUAUGACGAAGAUGAGAAGGUCCUGAAGUGGCGCGUGAGCCCGAAACACUUUGUGGUGGAAAAUGAGAACUGUGGGGCGCAUAUGAUCAAGAACGCCCUGGGAGGGCGUAGACGCGAACUCUUCCGCGGGCUCAUGACGCUACAGCCUCCACACAGCAGAAGCGUCCGUGAUGACAUCUCCGUGCAGGUCAUCUUCUUUGGCGACUUCGAGCGGGCCGCAAUGGAUCCACAGUAUCGGAAGGCCAUGCAAUGGGAGCCUGAUGCUCCGUCGAGUAAGAGGCCGGUGCCGCGUCUCUUACCUUGACGUGUUGACGCCGGUGGUUUCGGUAUGUCAGGCUGGAGAAGGUCGCUAGCCAUCUAAGGGCCAUCUCUCCAUCCACAUUCGGGAUGAAGCUGAUGCGUGCGAUUCGCGCUGCUUGGCUGGGCUAUUGGUCCAUCAGAAGCGUCUUUCGGCUAUCUUAUACACCGUUGGACGCACGCUUUGAUUGGAGAGCGUGGAGCAUUCUGAGAGCGCUAUUGCAUCGUACGCGAUAUUUCUAGCCCCAGCAUGCAGCUCGUGCGAUCAAG
Molecule: messenger RNA, 2156 nt
Organism: Neohortaea acidophila
Lineage: Eukaryota; Fungi; Ascomycota; Dothideomycetes; Mycosphaerellales; Teratosphaeriaceae
Product: phosphatase 2C-like domain-containing protein
Exons: 4
Coding region: 181-1893 (570 amino acids)
Biological process (GO): protein dephosphorylation
Molecular function (GO): protein serine/threonine phosphatase activity
Source: RefSeq, a predicted model, not a curated record